ACCGGUUUCUACGAACAGCUCUUUUAAAAAUCUGUUGUUGUUUGUUAUUUACUUUGUCCUACUGGCUCAUUUUCUCGGUCGUAGUCUCUUUGUAUCUAAAACACUGGCAAUCGCUCUUUGACCUAAGCCCCUUUCUGGCUCAUCCAUCAUCCAUCAACUCUCCUUCUGAUCUUCUAACAACAAGAGACAACAAGUAUGCUUCCGACCACAAUCAAGAUUUCUAGUAUGAGUAUGGCUACUUCAGAGAAAGUGGAAGAACGAGUGGACAGCGAUGGCACAGUGAUCAAGACCACCACGACGACAACGCGCAAGUUGGACGGCACCAAAGUAACCAAGCGCAAAGUCAGUCGCAGCAAGACACCACCUCCAUGUAGUAUGGACUCGAGCAUGAGCAGUCAUGCUAGAAGUACGCCUCGUCGGUGCAAAACGCCCACGCCAUUGGGUCGUCACAGUACCGGCAGUCGCAAUGUCAUGACGGGCACGCCGGCCACCAACAAUCCGUUGGAGCGCAUGAAAGGAGCGUUGCAAUUGAAUCACAUGCCGAGUAUGAUGGAUUUCAAUCGUCAUUCCGAUACGGCCUUGUUGGAGUCGGCUGUCAAGCGGUGUAUUCCGUCCGAGUUCAUUCUACUAGCGAGUCAAGAUGAAGUCACACAAGCGCAAGAAGACUACUUUGCCAUGGAUCACUACAAACUGCCAAAGUUAGCGUGCAUUAACAAGGACAACAAGGCUGGUUCGGUGGCGACCUCUGCCUUUUUGGAGUUGUUGUUUGAACAGCCCAAACGAUUUACAGGAAUCAGUCACAUGAUGACGUGUCAUCAACUCCUCCAGACGCUUCAACGAAAAAUCAAAAUUGGAUCCAAACUCCACAAUGCUCGUCCCACCAUGUCGUCGUCACGACCACUGGGACCUCCUCGUCUGGCAGAACGACAGUAUCAGCAUUUUGCCAUUGUCCCACCCAAGUAUUCCACGGGAACACGACGGGCGCUUCUCAUUGGAGUCGUUUCCGGAGAAGGUCCUGAUCUCAAAGCACCGCCCAAUGACGUGCUCCUCAUGAAACACUUUCUCAUCAAAUACGCCGGAUUUAAAGAAUCCAACAUUACCAUACUCCUCGAAAAUGAUCCCCACAAUUACAAAUCGCCCACCAAAGCCAAUAUUCUCGCAGGAUUCGCCAAACUGGUCCAAUUGAGUAAACGCAACGACAUUAAUUUCAUUCAAUACAGUGGCCACGGAGGACGCACGCCCCACAAUCUUCACAUGAUUCCUGCCGAUAACCAAAAAGCCGGUGCGAUUCGCGAUGAAGAUAUCAUGAAAGAUCUCGUCAAGGCCAUGCCCGCCGGUGUCUAUACCAGUAUGCUCGUCGAUUGUUGUUACAGUGGCACCAUGGGCGAUUUGCCCUACAUUCUCAAAUCCAACAAGGCCCUUCAAGAAAUUGAAAUUUACUUUGAUACCGAUACGCGUCAAGAAAUGCUCGAUCAAGAACGCAUGGGUGGAGAUGCGUAUACACAAAUGAAACGAGAACGCAAUACCCAACGAUUGUUGUUCAAUUUGGAUCCCAUGAAACUCGUGGAAAAUGCCGCCGUGGCUGCAUCGGCAGCGGUCCAACGCACCAGUGCGGCGGCAGCGGCCAGUAGUGCACUGGCGGCGGAUACCAUGAAACGCACCAGUGCUGCCGCGGCGCAACAAACGGCGGCAGCGGCUGCUACGGCGGCCGAUACUAUGAAACGCACCAGUGCCGUGGCGGCACAACAAAGUGCCAUUGCGGCGGAUCACAUGAAACGAACCAGUGUGGCCGUCGGAGCACGACUUUCGGAUUUCUCCGCCACGGCAUCGUCCAUGUUGUCCGACAUGUCGUUUCGAGACUUGUCGAGCAUGUCCUUUCGGGGAGACAUGUCGUUUCGAGGCGAUGCUUCGUUUCGAGGCGAUGCGUCCUUGCACGAUUUGUCCGAUCAUAAUCCUCCUCAGCCAAGAAACAGCAGUGGCGUUGACCCGUUCGGCUUGAAAGGAUGGUCCACGCAUUCCAGAGAUUCUACUGCCUCCACCGCCAGUUUGAGUACACUGGGUAGUGCCGUGUCGGAACGACUCUCGGGGGCUGUCAAGCGAUUGCCACGGGUCAAGUCCAGUGAUGGAACCAAUAAUACGGAAGGAAUGCCACGCCGGACACUGAAGGGACGUUCCAAAUCCAGCGAUGGGUCCGACAAGGAUCGAUUCACGUACAAGCGGGAUUCUGCUGCCGGCGGUAAGAAACCCACCAAACCAACCACCACCACCACCGAAACGACGACGACUCCCAAGAGUCCUCGUCGAGCCAAGUCGACCGAUGGAUCCGAUGGACGAUUCACUUACAAACGAGACUCUGCCUCGGGCAAAAAGAAACCAACCGCAACUACUGGUACCAGUAAGGAAGACCCACCGGCAUUGAAGCAAAUUCCCAAGCGGGCCAAAUCAACCGAUGGAAGCGACCAUGUCUACACCCGCAAGAGCAAGGACAAGUCGCCCAUGCGAACUCGUCGGGAUGCGCCGGGAACUGCAACAUCAUCACCCAAAAAGACAACGUCAUCAUCUCGCAAGGAGGCACGAACCAAGCAAUCGCCGCCGUCCAUUCAAAAGACUGCGUCGGCCGAAGAUGCCGAAGAAGCCGCGCGACGAGAAGCCGUCGAACGAUCGCGACGAGAAGCGGCGGCGGCACGAGCCGCGGCCAAAAAGUUGAGGCAGUGAGCAGGAACAACCAACAAGACAAAAAGACAAAACGAGGACUGACUUCAAGACUCGAGCCUCGUAGGAAACAGCGAACCACGGCAUGGUUACCCACGCUACAUUGCAGAUACAUACAAGACUACACUAGUAGUAAUAUAAAUUAUGUAAUUCAUAGUCCUUUCCUUGCCUUC
Seminavis robusta is the source of this 2885-nucleotide messenger RNA. NCBI's taxonomy places the organism in Eukaryota, Bacillariophyta, Bacillariophyceae, Naviculales, Naviculaceae. The record is from the annotation of a GenBank genome assembly.